This is a messenger RNA of Pyricularia grisea, 726 nucleotides long. RefSeq lists its product as uncharacterized. The transcript is spliced from 2 exons. NCBI's taxonomy places the organism in Eukaryota, Fungi, Ascomycota, Sordariomycetes, Magnaporthales, Pyriculariaceae. The record is from RefSeq and is a predicted model, not a curated record. The coding region runs from base 250 to 657 and encodes 135 amino acids. Gene Ontology annotation, cellular component: nucleosome. Gene Ontology annotation, molecular function: DNA binding; protein heterodimerization activity; structural constituent of chromatin.
UCUUAAUACCCCCAAAACCAACCAAACAAUCAUUCAAACCCAAACACCUACGAUCUAUCCGGCUUGCUUCCAAGAAGGGUGCAUUAUAGCUUCCCCCCUAUAAACUUGCAAUCAAAAAGCUCAUCCCGCCUUUCAAUCGUCUCGAACAAGCAAGACAAAGGAAGCCAACACCGAGCUCGCUCUCACCAAGCUCUAGGCCAAGCGCCCACCCAACACCAAAACUCACACACAUAACGAAAUAAUAAAAAAAUGCCACCACAAAAAGUAAAGAAGGCAGUGGCCAAGAAAACGGUCCCCGGCGCAUCAAGAGACAGCGGGGUAAUGCCCGGCGACCCAAUCCCACAAAAGAAGCCAAGACGUUACCGCCCGGGCACUCUCGCGCUUCGCGAGAUCAGGCGCUACCAAAAGAGCACCGACCUGCUCAUGCGCAAGCUGCCAUUUGCCCGCCUGGUGCGCGAGGUCGCCCUCAACGUCCGCCCCGUCGACGAGGGCUUCAGGUGGCAGUCGCACGCCAUCCUGGCCCUGCAGGAGGCCGCUGAGGCCUUCUUGGUCAAGCUGUUUGAGGACACCAACCUCUGCGCCAUACACGCCAAGCGCGUCACCAUCAUGCAAAAGGAUAUACAGCUUGCCAGGAGGAUACGCGCUGAUGGAUUGUGAGGGAUGAGCUGUCCAUUAUCCUUAAUUAUUUUUUCCCCCUUAGGUUCUUUUGUGUUUUUUUUUUUUUCU